AUGAGAUUAUUACUAGUGCUUUUUUUAGUUCCCUACGUACUUUGCGACGAGUCCAACCAUACGAUACCGGAGCAGUUCUUGCAAGAUGUCUUCGGUAAUCCAGCUAGCACUGUUGAGAAUGCUCUUCCCCCACAGUCAUAUUUACAAAUGGAUCUACAGAAAACUGAAGAUGUGAUAAUUAAUAGGCAACCAAUCGUUGUGAAUGAUAAGUUCGACUGGACCUUAACUAAGAGAGUUGCUGUGAUGUCAAAUGAGAAUUUCCUGAUCUCACCAUUGGGUUUGAAACUGGCGCUGGCGAUCUUAAUGGAAGCUUCGUCGGGGGCAACUAAAUCCGAGAUAUCUAGUGUUCUCGGCUUAGACAUAGACUAUCACAAAGUGAGGGAUAGUUUCGCUGAACUCCUGACUUCUCUGCAGACUAAGUCCUCAGAUUACAUUCUGGAUAUAGGUAGCCGCAUCUACGUGGGUUCAUCGAUAAAGCCUCCUCAGCAUUUCGCAGCAGUCGCUCAGCGGUUCUACAAGACUGAAAUAACAAGUUUGGACUUCAAUAAGCCUGAAUUAGCAGCUGGAAGUAUUAAUAAAUGGGUGGCAAAUAUAACGCAGGGGAGGAUCACGAAUUUAGUCGCUCCAGGUGACGUCGAAGGCGUGGCCGCGUUGGUCCUCAAUACCCUCUUCUUCAAGGGCACAUGGCAACAUCAGUUCGACCCCAACGAGACGAGACACAACGACUUCUAUCUUAAAGCAAAUGCGACAAAAGAAAUUCCCUUUAUGACCAUUAAACACAAGUUCUUCUACACGGAUUCUGUCAAGUAUAACGCUAAAAUUUUGAGGAUGCCGUACAAGAGUGGAAAAUUUGCAAUGUAUGUCGUCGUGCCGAAUUCCUUGACUGGUCUUCCGCAAAUAUUUGACGACGUCAUCGGUCUCCGAGUGGAACUCCUUAAAAUGACGGAACAUCUGGUCAAUGUUAAAAUACCCAAGUUCCAGUUUGAGUAUACUUCGGUACUUGACGGUAUAUUAAAAGAGUUGGGCAUUCGGCAAGCAUUUGAAGAUACCGCGUCCUUCCCUGGUAUCUCUCGCGGUCAAACAAGUGCAAGUAAGAUGAAGAUCUCGAAAGUUCUCCAAAGAUCUGGUAUUGAGAAUAAUGAGAUUGGCAGCGUGGCUUACUCAGCGACAGAAAUUACACUGGAAAACAAAUUUGGAGGAGAGGAACCAACUGCAACGCUAACAGCUAAUAAACCGUUCAUGUUCUUCAUCAGAGAUGAGACGUCACAGCAGUUGCUGUUUACUGGACGAGUGUCAGAUCCGUCACUCUUCGAUGGAGCUUUUAAACUACCGUAG
Leptosia nina is the source of this 1335-nucleotide messenger RNA. Lineage: Eukaryota; Metazoa; Arthropoda; Insecta; Lepidoptera; Pieridae. The record is from the annotation of a GenBank genome assembly.